GGCCAAAUACUCAAGGUCUCCACUCUAUCCCAUAUUCCAAACCCUCUGAAAAUGGCCGGUGCCGGAAUCCACCCCUACCACCAGCAGUGGCCGCCGGCCCCGGCUCCUCAGCCCUCCGCCCCCGGAGCCCCUCCUGCCCCCGCCCACCCUCCUCCCAUUCUCGUCGAAAACCCUAACCGGCCCAACUCCGACGAGGUACGUACGAUCUUCAUCUCGGGUCUACCUGAGGACGUGAAGGAGAGGGAGCUCCAGAAUCUGCUGAGGUGGUUGCCGGGAUACGAGGCUUCGCAGGUGAAUUUCAAGGGGGAGCAUCCCAUGGGUUUCGCGCUUUUCUCCACGCCCCAGCUCGCGGUCGCUGCCAAAGAUGCGCUUCAGGAAAUGGUUUUUGAUGCAGAGUCAAAGUCAGUAUUGCACACCGAAAUGGCAAAGAAGAACCUUUUUGUUAAAAGAGGAAUAGUAGCAGAUUCAAGUGCAUAUGAUCAAAGUAAGCGCUUGAGAACUGGUGGUGACUACACGCAUACGGGUUAUUCAAGUCCAUCUCCUUUUCAUCCUCCUCCAGCACCUGUUUGGGGACCACAUGGGUAUAUGGCUCCAGCUCCUCCUCCAUAUGACCCAUAUGGAGCUUACCCUGUCCCUCCAGUACCAAUGCCUGCUCCUGCUCCUGUACCAGCACCCAGCAGUUAUGUGCCUGUUCAGAAUACAAAAGAUAAUCCUCCUUGCAAUACCCUAUUUAUUGGAAAUCUUGGGGAGAACAUAAAUGAGGAAGAACUGAGGGGUCUUUUCAGUGUACAACCAGGUUUUAAGCAGAUGAAGAUCUUAAGACAGGAAAGACAUACUGUUUGCUUCAUUGAAUUUGAAGACAUGAAUACUGCUACCAAUGUGCACCAUAGUUUGCAGGGUGCUGUUAUCCCCAGUUCAGGUUCUGUUGGCAUGCGAAUACAAUAUUCAAAGAACCCAUUUGGGAAAAGGAAGGACUCUGGCCACCCUGUUGCCGUAGCUGGUGCCAAUGGAGCUCCUGCACCUCCGACUUACCAAUAGCUGGAAGGGGAUGUACUCUGUUCUUUAAGUUCCGCAAAUACAACUACUACAUGAUAGGAUGCAUCAUGCAGCUGUUGCAUGCAUCCAUUUCAUUGUCAGGUCAUCAGCAUUAGCAUCUCCUCAUGUGAUUGAAUGCACAUAGUGGUAUCAUGAACAUAGCAUUGAGCCCAUGUUAUGCUAAGUUGUUCAAGACAUGCAUUUGUCACCAGUAUCUGAGACCCGAAGAUCAUAGCAGGACUCAUAUUUUGUUGUUUUGUUGAAUUUGUAUGCUGUUUCACCCCAUCUUGACCAUGCUGUUCAUCAACAUUAGGACUGCUUCUCUAAAUAGACAUAUCGCAAUAUUACCUUUUUUCUCGUCUAGAUUCAAUUACAUUACAUGACAUCUGAAGAUGAUCCUAUGAGUUUCAUUUCAUGGCACGAGGUCAUUAUGAUAUGGAAAAUCUAGGAACUCACGACAUCGAGCAUGAGGUCCCAUUACCAUUGCCAUUGCGUCCAUAACUUGAAUCCAUCAUCCCUCCAUCAAUUUAAGCAGAGAACUGAUAAUGAUGCUUUAACAUUCAGGCUCCUCAAAGCAUAAUAACCCGAAGAAUGUCAGAAAAUAUAUGGUGCUGUAAUAAUGCAGGAAUUAUCAUACAAAAUGACAAAGCUUUCAUUCGUUUGAAGAGGUUCCAAGUGCUGAAGCUGCUCCUUGUUUCAGGUAAUUUACUCUAACAACCAGACUACCAAUUCAUUAUCCCCCUACAAAGAUUUUAGCUAUGCAGCUCAUAUAGGGUAAAACCUUUGUUUCAUUUUUUAACUGAAGCUGGCAUGAGAUCAAUGGCCAAGCUUGGGAUAACAUGUUAAAGGCAGCAGGUUUCAGCACUCCUUAUGAUUGUGAGAAACUUAUUUUCAAUUUGAUGUUGAAAAUGAACAUUUUUUGUGGCUCAAAUAUAAAAUUAAUAUGAAAAAUAAGAUAUCAUUACUUUAGAACUGUUCCACUUUUUUGAAACCUUUAAGAUUAAACAAUUUAUUUUCUAUCCUUUCUUUUUGGCUAGUGGAUGUUGCUAUCUUAGCUACUUAACUGUCAGAAUAUAUUAUUCUUUAGUUCAUUCAUCAAGGGAAUCUAAUCUUUCACUGGUCAUUCACAUACUGACAUAUGGUUCAAUCAGAAGUAGACAGUGGUUUAGCUAUCAUGAAAAUGUAAUCACAGAGCUCCUGUUUCUUAAAAUCUCUGAUUACAACAUGUAAGAGAGCGACAGGUUUCAUUUGAACCGUAGAUUGAAUUUAUGAUGUUAAAAACCCCUUCUUGGAGGCCAUUGCUGCUGCAGAUUACUCAAAAUUUCAGCUUCCCUUGUACUUGUUGAUUGCUUAACUAAUUUUUGGCAAAAUUCCCCCCCCCCCCUCUUUGCAGAGGCAGAACAAAAUGCACCAAAAUGGGAAGAUCAGCAUGUUAGAACCUUCAGUUUUUUUAUGGUACAAAUUUGUUAUAAGUUUGGGUGAUCAUAUUCACUUAAAAAAUGGAAUUUCUUGGUGGCUUGUUUGUUUAUUUGCACAAUCUGGACUUGGAAAAAUCUGGUUUUGGAGGCAGAGCUCAUGAUUUUGGAAGAGUAUUCAUAUAUGCAUUUAGACCGCUAUCGAUCAGCAAUCCCGAAUUAGUGGUUACAUAGGAGAGAUGAAUUUAACACCUCUUGUUUUGUAGCUUAUGAGCCUAAAUUUGUGGAUAUAAGGUGUUUACUGAACUGAUGAUCCAUGUGUCAUUUCAUCAAAAGUUUCCAGGUGAAAAAAAAAAACUCUUUAGAUAUUAUUGGAGUCAUUGUAGGAGUUUUUCUUUUGCUCAUCACAUACUUUAAGAUGCCAUGAAGGGUUUUGCCAAUGGUAGUGUUGGAGCAUGCAGUUUCAAGGAAAGCGUAAUAUGAAUGUCAUUUGUCAA
Messenger RNA from Vitis riparia (riverbank grape), 2947 nucleotides. RefSeq names its product cell wall integrity protein scw1. The transcript is spliced from 9 exons. Bases 52 to 1038 code for a protein of 328 amino acids. The record is from RefSeq and is a predicted model, not a curated record. Gene Ontology annotation, molecular function: mRNA binding. NCBI's taxonomy places the organism in Eukaryota, Viridiplantae, Streptophyta, Magnoliopsida, Vitales, Vitaceae.